AUGUCUGUCGCCGUGACAAAUAACGGGAAGCUCCUGGCUGCCGCAGCGAGUCUUCCCACGGCACGGAGAGGAGGUGGCAGGGAUUGCAGCCCAGCUGCUGUGGCUUUUGGUGCCGAAUUGCUCCGGUCCUGCAGCCGCGGUGACGUCAGCCGGCUGGAGGAGGAGGAGGAGCUCCGCGCUCGCAGCAUAGCCACUGGCAGUAGUAUUUUUGGUUUGGCUUGUGGAGCGAUCGACAGAGUGGAACCAGAGGAUGUCUAUGACAUAAAAUCCAAGGAAGAAGAACUGGAGCUUGUGCUUCACGAAUCCUUUUACCAGACCGAGUACAUCUGCGUUUUGGCUCUAGACUGCUGUAAUCGAGCCAAUGGAAAGCCCUUCAGACUGCAUAGUAAAGGCUGGAGUCGACUCAUUUUUUCCAACAACUUCAGGCUCCAAAGGAGCGCCGCUGCAAACACACUCACGCUGCUGUUUCCUACAAGUUUGGAGAUGCUCUGGUGGACAGCCAGCAGGGCCUGGCUCUGCUUCUCCUGCUGCCUCCUGCUGGGUGUCUGCUCCCAACCAGAGGAUGGAGGACCAGAAGUGGUACAGGAACAAGAAUCAGGAGAACCUGACUUCGAGGAUUGGGAAAUGGGUUCUGGAUCUUCUCUGCUGCAUCUCUUCAACGCCUUCCCUGCUGACAGUUCCUUUGUUAAGGUGUUCACAAAAGAACCAGUCAACUGCACGCAGCGCUUCUGGUUGCCACCUUCCUCUCCAGUCUGCUGGGAAACUGUAGCAGAACCGGAGGAGUUUGCCAGGUCCCGUCUGCUUGUUCUGCAGAACAGGGCCGCUCUGCAGGCGGUGUCUGACCAGAGCGGGGUGGAGGAAGCAGGGGUUUCCUACAACCACCAAGCCAGAGAGGAGGUCCAGGGCAUCCAGUCAGACCACCAGAAGGUGACGGAGAUACUGCAAACCAUGGAGAAUGUGUUUGUCUCACUGGUGGAGAAAAGGAAAGAGGGGAAGGAGCAGGGCAUUCUUACUAGCAUAAGAGAGCGUCUUACUAACACAAGGGAGGCAAUGGAAGGAAAAGAGCUCCUGGCAAACAACCUGGAGAGCCGCUUUUCUACUUUAGAGGAGACUCUGCUCAACAUACACCUUCGACUCAACAAACUCAUUCGACAACAAUAGCAACCAGAGCCUCCUCAACAAGCAUCUGGCACAAGAGUUUAAAUUGUGCAUGCAUAAUAAGUUCCGAUGCCUACAAAG
Messenger RNA from Gambusia affinis (western mosquitofish), 1239 nucleotides. RefSeq lists its product as uncharacterized. NCBI's taxonomy places the organism in Eukaryota, Metazoa, Chordata, Actinopteri, Cyprinodontiformes, Poeciliidae. The transcript is spliced from 6 exons. The record is from RefSeq and is a predicted model, not a curated record. The coding region runs from base 1 to 1161 and encodes 386 amino acids.